CAAAUCCAGGCCAUAGCUUAUCCGCCUAUCCGCAGGCACACCCCCUCAUCGUUUUGCCCUUUUAUCUAUUAUUUAUGCCUUGACGCAAGUGUUUACGGGUCUGUGCGGAUGAGACCGGCAUGAGUUUAUUUUGUGGCCACCCAACAAUGUGUGACUGAGAGUAUCUCGCCCGUGAUGUGGCUGGGAUCUUGGACAUGCGUGAUCGUCUGUCCCGAAGCGCACUGAAUCAUUUUGACGCUUCAGAAUAUGUCAAAGCUACCGGAACACCAUGAGUGGAUCAGAAAAUUUAGCGUAUCCAGCCCUACAUUGCACAAAAAAGGGUACACAAUUUACAGAGUUGUUUCCAAGGUUUUCCCGAAAAAUUCGGUGGAAGCAACUUCCCAAGUCGUAGUGUGGAAAAGAUAUAAUGACUUUAAAAAGCUCUACAAGUCACUGCUGCAUAUAUACAAAGGCCUUCAUUUGAAAGGAGAAUUCCCAAAAUUUCCGAAGGCACAAAUAUUUGGGCGGUUCCAGGAAGAUGUUAUCGAAGCCCGUCGUCAAUCCGCACUACUUAUUCUAGAGUUUGCUGCCAGAUAUCCCGUGCUGUACAACAGCCAAGUCUUUGCCAAAUUCUUUGAGGGGGGAGAGCAAUGCGACGACCAACACGAAGACGAGCUCUCAAACCUGACUCCCCCCUUAGUCCCGCCGUCCUCUCAAAGUGGCGGAAGACACGAGAUACCUCAGAGAGAAGAUAGGACUGAAGAGGGGGAUGACGUGAGUAGUUUGGGAUUCUCAAGAAGAUCCACGCCCGAAAUUUUAAGCAUGAGCUCAAGAACAACAGACGACGACAUGGCAGAAUAUGAAUUCACACCUUGGGCUCCUGCCGACACAGAAGAAUGCGAGAAGCGUUCAGUAUCCUUCCGCUCAACGGAGCUUGCAAAGUUUGAUCCAGUUUUGCAGGGUGAUUCCGCAACACCGGACAAGGACACGUCUUCCUACCCGAGCAACGCCUGGAUACUUUCUGCCGUUGAAGUAUGCUCGCACUUGACCGAUGGCUCACCUCCGGAGUGUUCCGAAGCUUUCAUAUUUCCGAAACCAUUUCAAGACGUGGUGUCCGACGGCCUCCCGCCCUUUGGAGAACAGAACACGCAGCCGCAACAUCCUGCUGAACAGAAAGCUCAAAAAGAAGUUCCUGUGGAAGGCGGAACUGCUGCAGGAGGCCUCGCAGUAGCCCCACUUUCUCCCCUCGACGUUGAAGGCAGUAGGGACAACAAGGAAGCUGACUACUUACGAGAAGCUGCAGAAAUAGUGACAGAAGCGUACAAAAGUGAAGCUUCCGGUGAUUUCGUGACAGCGUUUUCGCAUUACAAAACUGCAGUAGCAGCUCUGCUGGGAGGUGUACAGAAUGAUCGCAACACAGCCAGGCGAGAGGCAGUUCGCCGUAAAACUGCGCAGUACCUCACACGGGCAGAGCAGAUUUACAGCACGAAGCUAACGGGUACUUCGAGAAGUGAGACACGAUGGACGUCCGACAUCCCACGAUCGAGGGAGCCGUCUCCGAGACCCGUGCCGUACGGAAUGCCCGUGGGCGGGGCUCUGCGAGGAUCUGUCCAGGAAUUGGGAAAUUACAAAGUCAUUGGUGUUGUUGGGAAAGUGCUGCUUGUACUAGACACUCAUCAAAACACCACGGUUGCUAUGAAGGUAUUGUGGAAAAGCCCAUGCCCAGCUGUCACUCCAAUGCCGAGUGUGGUUCCACGAGACAUAGCCUUUAUGGUACAACUUCUGAAGCUCUACGAGACUGACUAUGCCUACUUCCUCGUGCUCCAGUAUGCACCGGGAGGUCGACUCUGGGACUACUUGGGCACCACGGUGCACGGAUGUUCGGACAUCGCCUCGAGCGCUACUCAGGGCGAUACCCAUGUCGAGGACAUUAAUGUGGAAAAUGCCUCCCUCAUGCCACUCUCAGGGUCCCCAAAAAAGGCUCCAUCCACUGGUUUCCCCUCACCACACACUGUAAAGUCUGACCUUGAUCGUGUACCAGCCAGCUACCUUGCGCUGUUCACCAGUGAGCCAUCACCGCACAAUUCAUUGCCAGCAUGUAGCGUCCACUCUAGCCACUCUGCCCCUUGCAUAGAGAAGCGAACUAUGGGAUCAGCCACAGACGAGCUUGUGCAGUGCAACAUUGGUGUCGACGAUCUCAUCUCAAAUGCGGAGCUCCUGUUGAAGAACAUUGAAAGAACUUUGAAAGUGUGUGAUCCAGACUUGACAGCACGGAAGAGCUUUCAGGAAGAGCCCGUUAGCACGAAGGUCGAAAGGCGAAGUGCUCAGUCACUCGGGUCACAGGAUGCCAGCGUAAAGCAACCAAAAUCCAGCCAGCCCCCCAUUACCAGUACUGCGGAACGAAAGGACUCCUUGCCUUACCGAGCGGCGGAAGCGUUUGAACGACUGGACGGAGCGUUAGCGGAACACAGAAAGAUGGCUCCCCUGCGGCAUCUUCCCGAAUCCUGCGUGAGGUUAUGGGCUGCGGAAAUAUCUGUGGCCUUGAUGCAGCUCCAUCGCCUGGGACUCGUCUGGAAAGACCUGACACCGAAGAAUGUGCUGCUUUCAGACGGCGGUCAUGUUAUGCUCACUUACUGCUGUCAGUUCAAUUGCGUCGACAGCUCCCCGGGCCAGUUUGCUCUGGAGCAUCAGUACUCUGCCCCAGAAAUUUGCAAUCUCGGUGAAGUUACUCCUGCCUGCGACUGGUGGAGCUUUGGAGCACUGCUUUAUGAACUCUUUGUUGGUGUGCCUCUGCACGAAAACUACCCAGGAGGUGUGACAGCAAGCACGCAGAUAGAACUUCCAAACCAUCUCUCCAAUGAAGCUGUGGACCUCCUCAAGAGGUUGCUGACCUACAAUCCGCACCAACGCCUCGGCUAUGGAUCACAAGGUGCAAACGACAUCCGUAACCAUAGGUUCUUUGUUCCAAUCAGUUGGGCAGAGCUUGAGCCCAAGUAAGGUGUGUAAAGCGACUGCAGUGUGCAAGGGUUCUACUACUGUGACCUCUCCUCCGUGAGCUCCUCAAUGAAGUACUUCGCUUGUCAACCAUCAGGAUUUCGCCAGGUGACAUCCAGGAUGAUGUAGCCUCCUUUUACACAGUACAGGUAAAGCCUGAGUUGAGGCCAUGACCGAAACACAGAAACAUCGUACGAACUGCGAGCGAUACGAGACACAUUAAGAUCACGUUCUGUCUGUUCCUUUAAGUAUACCCCCCUUCUCCACCACACACAAACUUGUCAUCUUGCAGACGACGCCUUUCAUACAUAGAUCAUGCUUCACUGUUAUGUGCAAUUUGCUUGACAUUCGUCUCUGUUCAUGAUGAGGACACUAUAUAGUAGCGACAUUACUGUUUGCAAUGAAAGUUAAUGUUAUGUUUCAGAUGGUUGUGACCAUUAGUAUUUAUAUGACGUAGCCUCUCACUUGUAAAGAGCAAAAAUACUCAUCGGUGCCAUGGCUCUUGAGUUUGAGGAAUAAUAGUGCGAGAUUUUGCAUCACGGCAUGACUUGGCAAUAAUACUUGUAGUUCUUUCCAAUGUUACUGGGCAGGUAACGUGUAUCUAGUGUGUGCAUUUCGUACGUGUGGCGAAUGGUGUGUUUCUCCUUUUUCAACUGAUGAGGACUGAAAAUAGUGAUGUUACAUAUAUUGUACACAAAUCUGCUUUUUAGACCCAGCUAUUUGAAGCGUGUAUAUACAGCUGCAUUAUUGCCUGUGAAUAAACUCUGCAGAGAGGUCAGCUAUC
This is a messenger RNA of Ornithodoros turicata, 3757 nucleotides long. Its product is annotated as ribosomal protein S6 kinase delta-1-like. The coding region runs from base 247 to 2976 and encodes 909 amino acids. Gene Ontology annotation, molecular function: protein kinase activity; phosphatidylinositol binding; ATP binding. NCBI's taxonomy places the organism in Eukaryota, Metazoa, Arthropoda, Arachnida, Ixodida, Argasidae. The record is from RefSeq and is a predicted model, not a curated record. The transcript has 16 exons. Gene Ontology annotation, biological process: protein phosphorylation.